Molecule: messenger RNA, 234 nt
Organism: Eubalaena glacialis (North Atlantic right whale)
Lineage: Eukaryota; Metazoa; Chordata; Mammalia; Artiodactyla; Balaenidae
Product: signal transducer CD24-like
Exons: 1
Coding region: 1-234 (77 amino acids)
Biological process (GO): cell adhesion
Cellular component (GO): external side of plasma membrane
Source: RefSeq, a predicted model, not a curated record
AUGGGCAGAGCAAUGGUGGCCAGGCUCGGACUGGGGCUGCUGCUUCUGGCACUGCUCUUGCCUACUCAGAUUUAUUCAAAUCAAACAACUGCUGUAACACCUUCAAGUAACUCCUCCCAGCAUACCUCAGCUGCCCCCAAUCCAGCGAAUGCCACCAAGGCAAGUGACGAUGCUCUGCAGUCAACAGCCAGUCUCUUGGUGACCUCGGUCUCCCUUCUACGUCUCUACCGUUAA